UAACAUUUGAAACAUUUGUUAGUAAUUGUUAGUAACUCUAACAGUCACUAAAAACACGACGCACUUUCAGUUUUAGCUCGCGGAAGUAAACUCUCGCGUGAUUUCCGCGUAAGCUCUCGCGAGGCGUGCGUUCCGCUCGCAGACUCCAUGAUCUGAUCGGGUCCCGAGCGGCGCGGAGCGAUCAUCUCUGCGCGUUCAUGACGCCCUUUCGCGCGUCGUGCCGCGCUCGAAUUUCCGCUCGGAUGGACUAAUAAUUUAGUGAUGAUGGAGAACGUUAAAGUGAAGAAGGUCGGCGCUCUGAGUGUGGCCCUGAGAUCCGCAGCAGACGAUGAAGAAGAAGAUGAAGGCCAGAGAGCAUCGAACCCCAGACAGGCGAGCUCAGACGAGCCUUGGACCAGAAACCAAAGUCCGGCAGAGCUCAACAUGAUCAAUAAAGCCUGCAAGAGCAGCUCAGGUUUACUGCUGAGAAAGAGGAGGGUGAAGAGGCACGUGUCCAGCGUCGCAUCGUCUCAUAGCCGCAGUCUGGACCGCCAGACGUUGCUCAAACACCGAGCCAGCCCACAGCUGCAGCUGUCUGACCGCCAGUGGGUCCGACAGGACCUGCGCAGGGGCUCCGUUCACGUCUACGACCGGCUUCUGGCUUACUCCCAUCCGCCCCGGCCGGUGCUGUGCACGGUGGAGAGCACCGCCGCGGAGAUAGCGCUGCGCCUGCAGCAGAUGAACGGCAGGACGAGCUCGGUCCUGCGGCUGAAUGCGAAGACCUAUCCAACUAUCGACGUGAACGGGAACUGCGAUGCAGAAUAUCCGCUCAGGCACUUCCACACGGGUGCCGAAAGCCUUCCCGACCAGCCUAACGACCGGUUGCGACUCCUGCUUUUGGAGAAGGAGCCCCGGUACAACCAGGAAUUUGAUAUCUACGCGCAUUCAGAGGGCAAUAUUGACCGAGGGUCCCCGCAGGAUGAAGACUUCGUUAAGAGGUUUGCGGGGUCGGACGCCGAGACCAGCAGCGCUUGUGAUGACCUGAGCUCCGGGGCCCGGUUCGGCCAGCACCGGGACUCGCUCAGCGACGACAUGAUACUGGGCACGGACGCGUCGGCGCUUAGCCCUGCGUUUGACAGCAGCGCCGCGGAGGGCCUGGACACGUACGGUAGCUCUUCAGACGAGCUGGACCUGGACUGUCCACCGGAACCCAACGCGUUCGGCAGUGACGUGACCGAUGAGUCCGAGACUCGCACGAGAUUUAAAACGCAGAAUGCGGAAUCUCCGAAUCGGGAGUCAGGUGGACCGGACACGCCGUCUGAUUCGGACUCGAGACCGGCCCUUUACGUUCAGCUGCACGGCGAGGCCGCCCGACGCCUGGGUCCAGAUGAGAGGCCCCUGCAGAUCCAGAAUGACUUUCUUUUUAAACUGGGAUUUAAAGACCCGUGGCGGGUCCAGGAGGAGGGGAUGAACACCGAACUGGGCUCUCUCUUGCGCUUCUAUGCAGGGAAACCUUACAGCAUUGAGAGCUCUGAGCGCAUUCAGCUCUCUGGAACCUAUAACGUGCGGAAAGGAAAGCUGCAGCUGCCUGUGAACCGCUGGAGUCGUCGACAGGUCAUUUUAUGUGGCACUUGUCUAAUGGUGUCUUCAAUCAAGGCCAGCCAUACAGGAAAGAUGCACAUCUUACCACUGAUUGGAGGAAAGGUUGAGGAGGUGAAGAAACAUAGCCACUGUUUGGCCUUCAGCUCGGCAGGACCUCAGAGUCAGACCUACUACAUCAGCUUUGAUAGCUUCACCGAACAUCUGCGCUGGCAUCGGCAAGCUGCCAAGAUGGUGUCUCAAAGGAUAAGUUCAGUGGAUCUGUCUUGCUGUAGUCUGGAGAAACUACCGCCCAACCUUUUGUACAGUCAAGAUCUGACACAUCUCAACCUCAAACACAACUUCCUGCCUGCUGACCAAACACUUCUGCAGCUCCAGAGAUUUUCUCGAUUGCGGAGUCUCAAUCUCUCUAAUAACCAGCUAGGAAGUUUCCCUUUGCUCAUCUGCUCCAUCAGCACACUGACGGAGGUCAAUCUCAGCUGCAACUACCUGACCUCUGUCCAUCCCGAUGUGGGCAACAUGACUAAUCUACAGACGUUUGUGUUGGACGGUAAUCUGCUGACGAGUCUUCCGGCUGAGCUGGGGUGUCUACAGAGACUGACAUAUUUGGGUCUGUCCUUCAAUGAGUUCACUCAGGUGCCGUCAGUACUGGAGCGCCUUCCUGCGGUCGAGAGACUCUGUAUGGCAGGAAAUAAACUGACGGUGUUGACGCUACAGACGUUUCGCCUGCUGACACUAAAACACAUCGACCUCCGUCUGAAUCACAUCUCCAGCGUGAUUCCCGAAGAGCCGGAGUUUCUGCGUCACGUGACACAGUUGGAUGUGCGUGAUAACCGUCUAAAUGAGUUGGAUGCAUCCGUCUUUCCUCAUCUGGAGGUUCUGCACUGUCAGAGGAAUCGAAUCACACAUCUGCGUGUACGCGGCAAUAUGCUCAAAGCGCUCUAUGCCUCCAACAAUGAGCUCCAUGAGUUUGACGUUAGUCCUGCGGCUUCAAACCUCACGUACAUGGACCUCUCCAGGAACUGCCUGACGUCUCUUCCUGAUUGGUUGAGUGAAAGCAGGAAGCUUGAGGUUCUAGACGUCAGCCACAACCACAUCACUGAACUUCCUCCAUGGUUGUUGUCCAGCGGUAGUUUAAGGAAGGUCUUGGCCGGUCAUAAUCAGUUAAAGCGUUUACCUGAGAGAGUCGAGCGACCUUUAGUGGAGGUGCUGGAUGUGCAACACAAUCAACUCAUCGAACUGCCCUGUAAUCUCUUCCUCAAAUCGGAGAGUUUAAGGUGCCUGAAUGCAUCGGCCAAUAAGCUGGAAAACCUCCCGUCCUCCAGCCUAUCAGAGGAGAGCAGCAGUAUUUUACAGGAGCUGUAUCUGACCAAUAACCACCUGACAGACAAGUGUGUACCUCAGCUGACCGGACACACACAUCUGAGAAUACUGCACAUGGCCUACAAUCACCUACAAACCUUCCCAGCCAGUAAAAUGGCCAAGCUGGAGGAGUUGGAGGAGGUGGACCUCAGUGGGAACAGACUGAAGGCGGUGCCCACCACCAUCCUAAACUGCAAACGCAUGCACACACUGGUGGCUCAUUCAAACUGCAUCGAGGUCUUUCCUGAGGUUAUGCAGCUGAUGGAGAUGAAGUGUGUAGAUCUGAGCUGCAAUGAGUUGAGUGAGAUUAGUUUACCUGAGAAUCUGCCUCCUAAACUUCAAGAACUGGACUUAACGGGCAACCCACGCUUAAAUCUGGACCAUAAGACCCUUGAACAACUCAAUAACAUCCGCUGUUUCCGAAUUGACCCACCAUCCUCAGCGUUCUUAGCCAAUGAGACGACAGGAGGGCCGGCGGUCUGGAGUCAUGGCUACACUGAAGCAUCAGGUGUCAAGAACAAACUGUGUGUGGCAGCACUGUCUGUUAAUAGUUUCUGUGGGAACAGAGAAGCUCUGUACGGCGUGUUUGAUGGUGACAGGAAUGUGGAGGUCCCCUAUUUACUCCAGUGCACCAUGAACGACAUACUGGCUGAAGAACUGCAAAGAACCAAAAGUGAAGAAGACUACAUGACAAACACUUUCCUGGUCAUGCAGAGGAAGUUGGGAACAGCAGGGCAGAAACUGGGUGGUUCGGCAGCUCUCUGUCACAUCCGUCAUGACCCAACAGACCCGGCGGGAUGCUUCACUCUCACCGCUGCUAAUGUGGGCAAGUGUCAAGCGGUGCUGUGUCGAGACGGCAAGGCGCUUCCACUGUCACUGCUGCACAACAUCGGUAUCAAAGAGGAAUACAACCGUGUACGACAGCAUAAAGCUAUCAUAACUGAGGACAACAAAGUAAACGGUGUAACAGACUCCACACGCAUCAUGGGCUAUUCGUUCCUCUACCCAGCUGUCCUACCUCGUCCAUACGUCAACACGCUCCCAUUAACGGCCAGAGAUGAGUUCUUCAUCCUGGGCAGCAGAGGUCUGUUUGAGGUCAUGGACCCCGACGAGGCUGUGGAAGCCGUACGGAAAGUCCCAGAUCCUUUGGCGGCCGCAAAGAAGCUGUGCACGUUAGCGCAAGCCUACGGAUGCACCGACAGCCUCAGCGCCGUGGUGGUUCAGCUCAGCGUCGCUGAAGAUUGCUGCUGCUGUUGCUGCUCGGCGUCCUCCGAGCCGGCCUCCGGAAGCAUCCAUCCCACACCACAACCCCCUCCUAGCCCCGGCCCGGGCCUGUACCCACCUUCCUCCGCCGCCGUGCCUCCGUCCUCGUGCAGCGAGAUCAGUUCCGAGGUCAGCGCUUCUGAGAUGAGUUCCGAAGUGGGAUCCACCGCUUCCUCGGAUGAGCCGCCAAUCCCGCUCCAGGAGGCUCAUCUUCACCUUCAUCCGCAAAUUCACCUGCCACAGCUGCAGCAGAUCGCGCGCUUACCCUGCUGCACGCUUCACUUAGUGCCCAACGCCACCGGCUUGUUCCAGAGGCAGCUCUCGGGCGCAACGUUUUCCAGCGCUCUUUCGGACAACGGUCUAGACAGCGAGGACGAGGAACCCAUCGCCGGUGUUUUCUCCAAUGGCAGUCGAGUGGAAGUAGAAGCGGAUGUUCACUGUCUGGGCCACCUGCUGCCUUUUCCACCAGCUCCACCCUGUACCCCAGAAGUCCCAGAGAAAGUUUCAGAGCCUUUACUGGAGGCAACCGAGGAGAUCGACAAGGAAGGAACUCUGAAGCAAGAGGACAAAGUCGGAAAACACGCCGGAACGGAUGAGUGGACCAAGACGUUGGGAAAGAGGAGAGGCAACGGCUCCGUCGCACCACAGGAAAGAAGUCAUAACUUGAUAGAGGUAGCAGCUGAGGCUCCUUCGAAGAAACCCGGGGGUUAUUUCACCGCCCCUGCUCAACCUGACCCCGACGACCAGUUCAUCAUUCCUCCAGAGCUAGAGGAGGAGGUCAAGGAAAUCAUGAAACAACAUCAGCAGGACCAACAAAGACCAGACAAAAGCGAGCGACCUGCGGAUUACUACGACACGCCGUUAUGAGACCGCACUCGCUGUAUGUCUGUUCCAGGUGACUGCCGUACAAGUCUUUCGUUCUUAGUCACCUCUAUGUCGUUUCAAACCUGUAUGGUGUAAUUGUUUCUCUGAAACAAAACCUUCACACGGCUCUUUUUUAUUUAACAACAAAGUUUAUAGUGACCACAAGCGUGGGUGAAGUAUUGAUAAAGUUCUGCCUGUGACCUGUCAUGAACUACAGUCAUGAAUAAUCCUACACUUCGCACCUAGACCCAGAUUGAAUGUAGUUUAACAAACCCACAGUUUAAGAAGACUUAUAUUGCACAAAUCUUUGGUCUUUUUUUGAUGUUUUGUCACCUGCUUGACAAAUGUGGUUGCUAUAAACAAUUAAAACGACGACAAAUGAGCUGUGUGUAAAGAUUCUUGAAAAUAAUUUGCUUCUGAAAGGGUUUGAAACGACAUGACAGUCAACGAAAUGUUUGUAAAGACUCUGCACAGUCCAGUAUUUUGACUUCACGUGGAGUCUGCAAGAGACAGCUGUCAAUCAUCUAGCAUGCUAACAUGUCAGACCUGUGACCGCUCCUGAAAGGCCAUGAGACAAACAGGCUGGGAUGUGUAUGAUGCCACUUCCCUUUAAGAAAAGACGGAGUGACCCGUCUGUAAGUGUUUCACUAGAGUUUCACUACUGAUUAAAGACCAUUUAACUUUGUUUUUACCCUUAUAAUUCAACACAACACUAGUAUUGCGACGUAACUGUCAAUACCAACAUCAAAACUAUGGAUAUUUUUAUUCAGGUUUUUUUUUUAGUUACCAUAUCUUUUGAUGCGAGAAAAAGAAACAACAGACUUGAAAUUGAUUUAAAAGCGAAAAUUAUGUUGCGGUAAAUUGUGUUUGGUAUGGUACACACUAGUAAUACUGUUGUAGAUAGAGCACUUGAAGUUAUACUGUAUCUCUUCAGUAAAUCAAGGCGUCAGGCCUGUAUAAAACUAGAGAUUUAGUGGAAAUUUGAAAGACUAACUCCUAGGAGUUGCUUACUCUUUUAUAGUGACUUUGUCACUUUUUACUAAUCUUCUCUGCGAGAAAUGAUUUUUUCCUCUUUCCAAUGAUUGUAAAUAAGACAGAUAUUGUAUACCAAUGCUUUUUAAGAGAACUGUGUGUUUAGAGAUGACCCUUUAUGCCAAUCAAUAGAUGUAUAUGUGUCAGAAACAUAUGCACACACACACACACGACUUGUGCUCACUCGCUCACAACACAAACACACACACACACAGACACACAACUCCUGUUGCUCAUCUGUCUCCUCACACCAGCAUGACUCUGUCAAGUCCUGUAAUCCAGACCAGUUUAACUGUAAGAAAUUGUACUUAAUCCAACCACACAAAAGUUCCUGAUUUUGUUAUAAUAAAUUUUAAAUUUAUGACUAUA
Molecule: messenger RNA, 6468 nt
Organism: Misgurnus anguillicaudatus (oriental weatherfish)
Lineage: Eukaryota; Metazoa; Chordata; Actinopteri; Cypriniformes; Cobitidae
Source: RefSeq, a predicted model, not a curated record